Alternaria atra is the source of this 1029-nucleotide messenger RNA. RefSeq lists its product as uncharacterized. The record is from RefSeq and is a predicted model, not a curated record. Lineage: Eukaryota; Fungi; Ascomycota; Dothideomycetes; Pleosporales; Pleosporaceae. Bases 1 to 1029 code for a protein of 342 amino acids. The transcript has 2 exons.
AUGCGUCUCCUGACACUAUGUACUCUGCUUCCUAGCAUCCUUGCUCUUCCAUCUCAAACCCUCGACUUUUCAAGAUACGACCUUGCGCCACGUGCCGAUUCGUCCCUCACAAACUACCUUGGCGUAUUUUUCCUCGGCGACAAACCCUCCGUCUACUUCUACCUUUCUAAUGGCAACAACGCCAACUCCAUGACCGCCUUGAACAAGGGUCAAGCUGUCAUAAACCCCACCAAGGGUACCCUGGGCGUCCGUGACCCGGCUAUCAUAUCCGGUGGAGCAGCUGAAGCUGGCAAGAAGUGGUACAUCAUUGGCACAGAUCUGAACAUCGGCAAGACAACAUGGGAUGCAUCUCAACGUACCGGCUCUCGCGGAAUCUUCGUCUGGGAGUCUACCGACCUUGUAACAUGGACCAACGAACGUCUCGUCACUGUCGAAGACUCCACAGCUGGUAUGGUAUGGGCACCUAGUGCUAUCUGGGACCAAGCCAAAGGCCAAUACUUCGUUCACUGGGCUAGCAAAUUUUAUCCCACUUCCGACCCGCAACAUACAGGUGCGCCUUCAUCGAUUCGAAUUCGCUACGCAUACACCAAAGACUUCAAGACCUUUAGUGCGCCCCAGGACUACAUCAACCGAUCACCUACCAAUAUCAUUGACCAGGAGUUUCUCGCCCUAGGAAACAACGCAUACGCGCGCUUUUUGAAAGAUGAAAGUGCAAAGACCGUUUUCACUGAGAUCUCCACCAAUGGACUGUUUGGUACUUGGUCUAGGCCUGCAGGUGCCAACGCUAUCAUCGCGUCGGGUGUAGAGGGUCCAGCGCCUUACUGGGAUAAUCAAGUUGCUGGCAAGGCACACCUGUUGCUCGACUUCUACGGAGCAGAUGGAUAUAGACCUUACGAGAGUACUGACGUAAGGGGUGGGAAAUGGACGGCGAGUGACCGAAGUGCCUGGCCUCAGAACCUAAGGCACGGGAGUGUGCUGGGCGUGAACGCGACGCAGGUUCAGGCAUUGCAGAAGAAGUGGGGUGCCUAA